Messenger RNA from Cyclospora cayetanensis, 669 nucleotides. RefSeq names its product 60S ribosomal protein L10. The record is from RefSeq and is a predicted model, not a curated record. NCBI's taxonomy places the organism in Eukaryota, Apicomplexa, Conoidasida, Eucoccidiorida, Eimeriidae. Gene Ontology annotation, biological process: translation; ribosomal large subunit assembly. Bases 1 to 669 code for a protein of 222 amino acids. The transcript has 4 exons. Gene Ontology annotation, molecular function: structural constituent of ribosome. Gene Ontology annotation, cellular component: ribosome; cytosolic large ribosomal subunit.
AUGGGGCGCCGUCCGGCUCGUUGCUACCGCUACUGCAAGAAUAAGCCCUACCCCAAAUCUCGUUUUUGCAGGGGUGUGCCUGACGCCAAGCUGCGUAUUUACGAUGUCGGGAAGAAGAAAGCUGACGUUGAUGAAUUUCCAGCUGUAGUGCAUCUCGUCUCGGACGAAUUGGAGCAAAUAUCUUCCGAGGCGCUUGAGGCUGCCCGCGUAUGCGCGAACAAGUAUAUGAUCAAGCAUUGUGGAAAGGAGAACUUCCACCUGCGGAUGCGAGUGCAUCCUUUCCACGUUCUGCGUAUCAAUAAAAUGCUUUCUUGCGCUGGCGCUGAUAGGCUCCAGACUGGUAUGCGUGGGGCUUUCGGCAAGCCGAUGGGUUUGGUCGCACGCGUGAAAAUCGGGCAAAUUCUCAUGUCCAUCAGAACUAAGGAUGCCAGUGCAAGCGUGGCGGCUGUUGCUCUGCGUCGCGCGGCAUUCAAGUUUCCCGGCCGCAAUAAAGUCUUCAACUCUUGCAAGUGGGGCUUCACGCCAUUUACUCGCGAAGAAUACAAGAAGUGGCAGGCACAGGGCCGCAUUGUCUCGGACGGCGUAACCACGAAGUGGCUGGCCAAGAAGGGACCUCUCUCGAAAACCUUCCCCCUCGCUAAGAAUAUUCAACUGCCCGUCGAAAACUAA